CGCCCCCGCGCCCCACAGGCAUUAUUAGUACAGUGGUUAAAGAGAAAGGCAAUCAGAACUUUAGAGAUGUAGGUACUGUUCAGCUCAGAGUCGUGGAUAGGGAAUCCACCUGGCCUCCGAAACCUUUAACCACGCUGUUCCGGUCUCAGCGGCUAGUGGUCAGCCCGCGUCUGCACAGGAAGGAAAGUUCGGACACUCCUCAACGACCCAGGGUGCCCCUAGAGACAAGGCAUCGGGACGUGGGACAGAGUGGAGGGAGUCAGAGACAAUGCGAGUUGCGGGUGGCAGCAGCGGCGCUCCGGAUCCGUCGCCCUCGGGUUCCCUUGAGCUGCGGGACAGAGCGACUCGGAAGAGGAGCGCAAGCGCCUUCCUGCCGCUCCAGCAGCCGCGCGGGAGGCGCGCGCGCAUCCACCCGGCGGGGGGCCAGCGAGCUAAGGCCGGGACUCGAGCAGCUCAGCCUGAAGUACAGACCAAAGCGCGAGACUCGGAGAGGCAAGACCCAACCCCAAACGCACGCGGUGCGGACAGCCUGGUCCAGGGCAUCCCAGCCGGUAGCCUCGAACCCGACUCCCAGUUGCGCCGUGUUCCCAGUGACAAGUUUGCCUCGCGCCGGCCAAGUUGCGAGUGUGGAGCUUAUCCCGGGCUCCGGGAAGAAUGUUCCAGUUCCUGGCUCGGACUGGUCUGGGUAUGGCCGGGCCAGGGGCCUCGCUGCAUUUCUGGGGGUGGCUGUUGCUCGGCUGCUGCAUUCUCGCCGGAGCCCAGCUGGAUUCUGAUGGCACCAUCACUAUAGAGGAGCAGAUUGUCCUUGUGCUGAAAGCUAAAGUGCAGUGUGAGCUCAACAUCACAGCCCAGCUCCAGGAAGGAGAAGGAAACUGUUUCCCAGAAUGGGAUGGACUCAUCUGUUGGCCUAGAGGAACGGUGGGGAAAACAUUGGCUGUCCCAUGUCCUCCUUAUAUUUACGACUUCAAUCAUAAAGGAGUUGCUUUCCGACACUGUAACCCCAAUGGAACAUGGGAUUUUAUGCACAGUUUAAAUAAAACAUGGUCUAAUUAUUCAGACUGCCUUCGCUUUCUGCAACCAGAUAUCAACAUAGGAAAGCAAGAGUUCUUUGAACGCCUCUAUGUCAUGUACACUAUCGGAUACUCUGUCUCCUUUGCAUCCCUGGCUGUGGCUAUUCUCAUCAUUGGUUACUUCAGACGACUGCAUUGUACUAGGAACUAUAUCCACAUGCAUUUAUUUGUGUCUUUCAUGCUGAGAGCUGCGAGCAUCUUUGUCAAGGACAGAGUGGUCCAUGCUCACAUAGGAGUAAAGGAGCUGCAGUCCCUGAUAUUGCAGGAUGACCUACAAAGCUCCAUAGAAGUGCCUGCUGUGGACAAAUCACAAUAUAUUGGGUGCAAGAUGGCUGUUGUGAUGUUUAUUUACUUCUUGGCUACAAACUACUAUUGGAUUUUGGUGGAAGGUCUCUAUCUGCAUAGUUUAAUCUUUGUGGCAUUCUUUUCGGACACCAAGUACCUGUGGGGCUUCACCUUGAUAGGCUGGGGGUUCCCAGCGGCUUUUGUGACAGUCUGGGCUGUGGCACGAGCAACUCUGGCUGAUGCAAGAUGCUGGGAACUUAGUGCUGGAGACAUCAAGUGGAUUUACCAAGCCCCAAUAUUAGCAGCUAUCGGGCUGAAUUUUAUCCUGUUUCUGAAUACCGUUAGAGUUCUGGCUACUAAAAUCUGGGAGACCAAUGUGGUUGGGCAUGACACCAGAAAACAAUACAGGAAACUCGCCAAAUCCACACUGGUGCUGGUCCUGGUCUUUGGUGUGCAUUACAUCGUGUUCGUGUGUCUGCCCCAUUCCUUUGCGGGGCUGGGGUGGGAGAUUCGGAUGCACUGUGAGCUCUUUUUCAACUCCUUUCAGGGUUUCUUUGUGUCUAUUAUCUACUGCUAUUGCAAUGGAGAGGUUCAGUCUGAGGUGAAGAAGUUGUGGAGUCGGUGGAAUCUCUCCGUGGACUGGAAAAGGACGCCCCCGUGCGGCGGCCACAGAUACGGCUCCGUGCUGACGCACAGCAGCAGCAGUCAGUCGCAGAUGGCGGCCAGCACGCGCAUGGGGCUCAUCUCAGGCAAAGCACCCAAGAAGGCCAGCCGACAGCCCGACAGCCACGUGACUUUACCUGGCUACGUCUGGAGUAACUCGGAGCAGGACUGCCUACCACAAUUGAUCCAUGAAGAGACCAAGGAAAGUGGCGGGAGGCAGGGAGAUGAGAUUCUAAUGGAGGAGUCUUCCAGGCCAUUAGAAUUUAGCACAGGCCUGGAAGGAAGCAAAGGAGAAACCGAGGAUGCUCUGUGAAUCCAUAUCUGUGUCUUUGAAGAGCUGGUUCAUCUCGUUGUGUUAGAGGAGCUUGGCCUGUAUCCCGCUGCUUAGCCCCAGAGCGGAUCAGUCAGGGCUCCAGUUUUCACAGCCCAUUUUCAGGCGCCAUGAAUUGCCUCCUGUAAAUACUAAAGCCACAAAACGAGAAAGUCAGUGGAGCAGUUUAUUACCAUAUUUUGGCAUCAAAUUCUUUUCUGAAUUAAUGUACAGUACUUGCUCUGUGAUGUUCAUUCUUCUGCUCCUUUUGGGUAGAGAAACAUUUCCAUUGCUUGGUUCUAGUUUUCUCUUGUAAAUAUCACUCUAAAUAUGAUAGAGAUCAUUUGGUAUGUGACAUUUGCCUUUAAACAGAUCAGUGUUCUCUUUUCCACUUUAAGGGACUUCUAUCAUUCCAUUCAUUUUGUCAGUGCAUAGAAACAAUUAGGGUCUAAAAAUGUACAUUGAAAGAUUAAAGAUCGCAGAACAAGUACACACUGGAAGAUAAGUUGUCUGGAUUUUGUUAAAAUAAUAAAUGUGUGAGAAACUUGUUUCAUUCUAGGAAAAAGGGAAAUUAUUCAGAAAAGAAUAUUGCACAUAUUCCUUCUUUUGAAUGUCCCCUCUGUGACCAGCCAAAUCUCAAGUCUUCACUCUCUUGUAAACCUUAACACUCUUGUAAACGUUAACACUCUUGUAAACCUUAACACAAGGUUUUCUUGGCCAGUGAGCUUAUGUCUGCAAACAGAUUUUGUUUGUAAUCAUUUAUAGUGAUGGUCACACUGAAUUUAUUAUUUUUUCUUUGUUCUAUUACUGUAUUCCAAAUGGCAUGUGGGAUAAAUUAAAGUUUGUUUUAAAAAUA
Molecule: messenger RNA, 3184 nt
Organism: Bubalus bubalis (water buffalo)
Lineage: Eukaryota; Metazoa; Chordata; Mammalia; Artiodactyla; Bovidae
Gene: PTH2R
Product: parathyroid hormone 2 receptor
Exons: 13
Coding region: 655-2331 (558 amino acids)
Biological process (GO): cell surface receptor signaling pathway; adenylate cyclase-modulating G protein-coupled receptor signaling pathway
Cellular component (GO): plasma membrane
Molecular function (GO): parathyroid hormone receptor activity; peptide hormone binding; G protein-coupled peptide receptor activity
Source: RefSeq, a predicted model, not a curated record